UUAACACACUUGCGAUAAUCAAGGCGAUACGUCGUACAUAAUUUUGAAUAUCGCUGUUCUUUCUUUUUUUUUUUGUUUUUGUUUACAGCGGACACUUUCAUUUUACUAAUCUUUUACGUCGUACUUUUCAGCUGGCGACAUAGCUACUUCAGUUAAUUAAAAAGUUACAAGUGCCAUGUAUGUUUCUAUUUAAGUUAUGCAAUAUAAUUAGCGGCUUAAGAUAUAUCCUGGUUUGGAAUGCUUCUUGAAACAUCAUCUAAUUUGACAGCAUUUAAUGUUCGUAUGUCUUAGUUGUUUUUUUUUCAGUAUCGCAAAGUCAUCAGAGAUGAAACUUGGAUACUUUUUUCUCCUCCUCGUUUUAACGAGAACAGUUUGCAGUUACGUAUCAACAAGAUGUCCUGUUCGUUGGUUGGAAAGACCAGAGGGCAACUCGUGCUACAGAUUCUGGCCAACAAGGAUGAAAUCAUGGAAAGAGGCUCGUGCCACGUGUCAAGCACGUGAUGGGGAUCUACUAAAAUUAAAUUCAAAACACGAAAAGGCAUGGAUAAUCAACGAGAUAGAAAAAUACCCUGUACAUUAUGAAUGGUGGAUAGGGCUUCAGAGACAUCCGGGGAACGACAGUAUCUGGCUGUGGACAGAUGGUACUACAAGGAACGAAACUGGCAACUUCAUACCUUGGGGUUCUGGGGAGCCAAACAAUUACGGAGAUUCAGAGGACUGUGCUGAAAUUUGGGACAACCUUCUGAAUGACAAAAACUGUGACCAGCCACUACAGUUUAUAUGUGAGCGACCGAAAGAUCUGCCCAUGAAAUGUGACGUAGACAACGGAUGGGAUGAAAUCGAUUCGGAAAAUUGUUUUAAAUUCUUCAGCGAUAAAGUUACACAAAGCGAGGCUAUUUCAACUUGUAGCCAGGACGAUGCUUAUUUAAUUACAAUAAAUGACGACAGUGCUCAGCAACGGCUCAAAGAUUUUCUUGAUCACGAGGACAAGGCUACCGUAUGGUUAGGCUUCCAGUUUGACACGAGAAGUUCUUCGUGGUUUAGUAUUUCAAGAUAUGAGGCGAGUAAUAACUGGUGGAUGGAUGGUGCUCCAGAUUCUGAUACUGUGGUACAUAAUGAUACUUUUUGUGCUGUGAUCGACACUAGUGCAAGCGGCAUUAAGAAUUGGAAACCUGAAAACUGUGACGCCAGUCAUUCGGUCAUGUGCUGGAAACAACCAGGUUCGUGUCAAUACGGCUACAUUAAGCAUAAGACGACGUGCUAUCUGUUGAAUACACAGGACUUCGCGACAUGGAACGAAGCCAGAGGGUUUUGCAACCUGAGGUCAACCAAAUUAUUGGAAAUCAAAAAUGACAAUGACUGGUAUUACAUGUUGACGUUGCUGAAGGAUCACUAUAGUUUGACUGAAAUAAAAUCCGUCUGGCUUGGAUUGUCCGGCAAAGAUAUCAAUAAAAUUAAGUGGGAUAGCGGUGACGAAGUUGGAGAUUUUGAGAAAGGAAAGUCGAAUGAAAAACUGAAAGAAUCUUCGACUGAUACUCAGUGUGGCUUUAUAGACAGUAGUAAGAUGACUAAUGUGGCCGACGGAAGUCGAUGGAAGCUUGGAGACUGCAGUGACAGCAGAGGAGUUGUUUGUACAGUCCCUGUGAACCAGGCAGUGAUCACCCCUCCUACACAGAAACCUAAGUACGAAUGUCCCGAAGGUUACACUUUAAAUGGUAUCAAAUGUUACCGCCGGAACCCUGAUGAUCCUGUCGACUGGUAUUCUGCACGUGAAAAAUGUGCAAAUGAAGGAGCAGACCUUGUCACGAUACAGUCAGAGGAAGAUCAACAAUAUUUGUCAAGUUUUAUACAAAGUGAAACUUGGAUAGGUUUGAAUGACAGACGAAAGGAAGGGUCAUUCAAAUGGUUAGACGCUACAGCUGAGGUUAACUACCAGUAUUGGCUGGAAAGUCAACCUAAUAAUGUACAAAUAGGAAGUCAGUACUCUGAGAAUUGUGUUUCAAUGAUUUAUUUGCCUGGUGAGGAGAAUCAUGGGAAAUGGUCUGACUAUCCUUGCAGUUAUAAAGCUCGAUUUGUUUGUCAAACACCUGCAGAGUGGAAUAUAGCUCUUGGUAAAAUAGCAACCCAAUCAAGUAUUCGUCAAGUGGAUAUUUACAGAUAUUCUAGCUACGGGUAUGAUAAUGACUACGGUACAGAAGAUAGUGACGACAUUGCACAGAAAGCAAUCGAUGAGUGCUCUACCCGUUCCGUACAAUCCAGUGCAUGUUGUGCUCGCACAGACAGUGAAGAUAACCCUUGGUGGAUGCUUGACCUAGGAACAUAUUAUCCAGUCGGGAAAAUCGUCAUACAUCGCCGGUCAGAAGAACCCCAUGUUUGCUCUGACUGUAUAUCACAGUUUCGCAACUUCCGUUUGUUUAUCAGCAACUCUUCCAACAAUAGCACGGACGAGUCAAACAUGGUCUAUCAGGAACAAAGGGAUCAUAUACCAGCCAUUAUAGUUCUAAAUCUGAACAACGUUACAGUUGGAAGGUACAUAAGGAUAGAUAUACCAAGGAAAGGUGCCACGUUAGUAUUGUGUGAAGUCAAGGUCUAUGAAGGUAAAAGUUUACAAAGGGCCGUCACACCUGGAAACUCAAAUUGUAUUACUGACUCUACCAAAUGGGCUGGGGAUAUUAGACAUACUGUGAGCGGAAAAACUUGUCAACGCUGGAUAGAAAAUGUGCCUCAUAACCAUGGAUACCACGACAAAACAUUUCCUGACGGAACUGAAAAAGACGCUGAAAACCUCUGCAGGGACCCAUUAGGUGAAGGCCAACCUUGGUGCUAUACAACCGACCCAGAUGUUCGCUGGGAGUUUUGUCCCGUGCCUCAUUGUAUAACUGAAGUAGGCUCAGUUGACUCGGAAAUGGAAGGAGAGGAGUCAAAUUGUGGAUUUGGAUGGGAGGAAGAUCCUAACACAGGGCACUGUUAUUGGUUAGGUGAUGAAACAUUGACUUGGGCGGAUGCAAAGUCUGUUUGUGAAAGUGUCGGAGCAAGUCUUCCACUGCCCACAAGUAAAGAAGGUAUCAACUUGAUUACAGGCCAACUGUUCGACAAACAGAGUGGGUUGUUUUGGCUAAAUGUGUACUUUGAGAUUUUAGAUGGCAGCUGGGUGUCAGCCAAGGACCAUGUUCCAAGUUAUAUUCUUGAUAAACUAGGGAGAUCAUCGCCAUCAAAAACGAUGUGUGCUAUAACAGACGAAUCCGAAAAUAUUCAGUCGAAAAGUUGCUUUGAGAGAAAUGUGUACAUCUGUGUGAAGUCGGGUAAUUUUAUCAAAUACAGAACAAGUUCAGACGAGCAAGAUAAACAAGUACCCAAGAGCAUCAUUGAAAAAAUCACGGACGGUUCCAUUACGACAUAUUCUAUGAAAUUUGAAUUCAAAGGAUCUGAUGGCGCAACCAUGUUUUUAAACCAAACAAUAGAUGAGCAAAUAAACAAUGGAUACAUUGUUCGUAUCGGUGGUAAGAUUUCUCCAAAGUCAUCGAUUUUUAAAUUAGGCUCUGACAAACCAAAACAUUCCGCGUUCAUUCCAAAUUUAUGUGAGGAAAAUGAAUACAAGCAAUUCUGGAUGAGGUGGACCAGUGGUAAGAGUGGUGGAGACUUGAUAGAGGUCGGUCGUGGGUCAGAUAUAGGACGUAAUAUGUUUAUGCAAUGGGCAGAUCCAGCCGGUAUUACAGCUUCGUCUGUGUCUGUAGCCACAGUAACGAAAACAUCGACCGUUUACAAAGGAUAUUGGAGAUUUAAGGAAGACAUAAAGGAUCGUAAACAAUUUAAAACAGAAGUAAACCUGGCUUUGGGUAAGACGACGAAGCAGUCCAGUCCCUACGAAUAUUUCAGCGGACCUGAGAAAGCCGUGGACGGGUGUAAGAGUAACACCUACAGCAGUCAAUGUAUCUCACAUACUAGUGACGAUUUUGAGCCGUGGUGGGAGGUGGACCUCGGGAAGGUGUAUCCAAUCCGUAAGGUCAUGAUUUAUAGACGCGGCCCUGAGUGUUGCGCUGCACGCCUCGGAUACUUCAGACUGAUUUUAAGCAUAUUAAGUGAUUCUACACUAGAAGAUGACGUUGUAUUCAAAAGCGAAGAUAGAGAGCCACCCUUUGUUAUGAAUAUUCCGACAAAUGGAAAACACGCACGGUAUGUUAAAAUAGACAUACCCGGAAGGAAAGAAUACUUGGAAUUGGCUGAGGUUGAAGUGUACGAAGAUAUUGACGCUUCCAGAUGCGGAGCUGGUUGGCUUGACCGCGAAAAGGAUGCUUCAUGCUAUAAAUUCAGUGAGGUUGGGAUGCGCUGGCAGGUAGCCAAGGACUUCUGUGACGCUUUCAGCUCUGCAAUGGUUGUACCAAAAUCACCUACGGAGCAGUUGUUUCUGUAUGAACUCUCCCUACCUAUUUCGGAAAGUGGAAGUGUUUGGCUUGGUGUACAUGAUAUGGAUUCUGAGGGAACAUUUACAACAACUGAUGGAUCAUCUUUGAUAUACACCGACUGGGGAAAUAAUGAACCGAACAAUUACGGUGGUACAGAGGAUUGCGCAUCAUUGCGAAUAGACUUGUCACCCAAAGCGGGAAAAUGGAAUGACAAAAAAUGCGACACCAUUCUUAGGGCUGUUUGCAAGAAAGAAGAACUACCGGCGACAACUACAACAAAAAUCAGCACAACCACCGCAACAUCUAUAACAACAACAACAACUGUCACAGAAACACCGAUAAUUGUCUCUCAAGGAGCAUGUGAUUCUGGAUGGGUGUUUAGUCCAAUGUCAUCGUCUUGUUUGAGAGCGUUUAUGGAUUCUAGCGUAAAUUUUUACAACGCUGCUACAAAGUGUAUGAAAGUUAACUCCCACUUAGCGAGCAUAAAAAAUAGUGAGGAACAAAACCUUAUAGCUGAGAUAUUGGAAAACAACAACAUCGUUGGUAAGAAAUGGCAAGGUUUAUGGACAGCUGGUUUUGAUGAACAUGAAGAAGGAGACUGGAAAUGGUUUAUGGAUAGUAUUACAUGGGAUUCAAACAUUAGGUGGACUCCAGGUGAACCGAACAAUUGGGGAAACGGGGAAGACUGCGCUAUGAUACGGACAGCUUCUAGUAACUAUGCGGAAAUAAAUGAUGCGUCAUGCGAUGAUACCAGAGUUGUGCAGGGAUAUAUGUGCAAAUACAACUUAGACGUAAGAAAAUGUAAAGAUGGAUGGAUCUACAAUGGAGAGACAGAUACAUGCUAUAAAUAUGAACUGGAGUCUCCUGAAACUUGGAAUGAUGCCAGAAAGAAAUGUAAUGAAGACGGUGGUACAUUAGCAACAAUAGCAAGUAAAUCAGAGCAACUAUUCAUGAAAGUGUUCGUUACUAAUUCUAAUGUAAAAGGAGCAUGGGUUGGUGCACAUGGCAUGCAUGAUGAAACCUUCCAAUGGAUUGAUGGAUCAACAUGGAUCCGGGGUCUCUGGGCACCAAAUCAACCAAAUAAUUGGAACGGGAACCAGGACUGCGCUAUGAUAGUGGUAAAUGUUCUUCCAGGCGCGCUUGGGCUUUUACAAGAUGACUUUUGUGAAGAUAAAUACCCUUAUAUUUGUGCUGUCAGAAAUUGUAAGACAGGUUGGGAAAAGUUUGAGAAAAAUUGUUAUUUGUUUUCACUUUUAAAUCUAGGAUGGGAGGACGCAAAGACCUACUGUGAAUCUGAAGGGGCAAGCCUUUUGAUAGUAGAAGAUACGCAGGAACAUAAUUACAUCAGGCAGAAAGUUAGGGGUUUAAAGUUGCCUUACAUGUGGAUAGGAGCUCGUUAUGAUUCCAAAUAUGGUGAACAUCGGUGGAUAGACGGUUCCGCUAUGACGGUUGAUGGAUGGGCUCCUGGUAAACCUGACUCAGUCAGAGGAUGCGUGGACUAUCUUAAUAAUGUAGAUUACUUGUGGAAUUCCCAUCCGAAUUGUGUAAACACAAAAGGCCCUUUCAUCUGUGAAAAAGUCAGUGUGUCAGAAGCUGGCCUCACCGUGCCACCAACGACUGUUGUAUCAUCAACUGCAUUGGCAGUUCAGACAGCAACAACACCAACAACUUCACUACAACUAACAACACGUUCAAUAACCUCUACAUCUUUAUCCCAGACGACGGAAAAAGGAAAGUGUAAGUUAGGCUGGGAAAAAGAAUAUGCUAGCUCAGAAACAUGUUACAAGUUUGUUACUAAACGUGCAAGCUGGACAGAAGCACAGGCAGCGUGUUUGGAGGAGGGUGGAAAUCUUAUAAGCAUUGUUUCGGACCAAGAACAGUCAUAUAUUGAAGGUAGAUUACAAGGUUUCGCAAAGCUCCCAGAUGAUAUGUGGAUUGGAGCAAGUGACAGAGACUAUGAAGCAGGAUGGAAAUGGAUAGAUGAACAGCCUUUUGAAUAUCAGAACUGGCGUCCUGGUGAACCAAACGAUUAUGGAAGUGCUGGCGAGGACUGCGCUGCGAUUUCUGUACGUAACAAAAAGGUCUUCGGACUUUGGAACGAUUUACCUUGUCAUCUAAACAGAGGAUACAUAUGUAAAUUGCAAGUUGAUGGAAUGGUUGCACCAACUUCAACACAAGUACCUGUUACUGAAGGAAAGUGUGGGAUAGGUUGGGAAAAGGAUCCUAGUUCUGACACAUGCUAUAAGUUCGAAAUUGAGCUUGCAAGCUGGACGGAAGCACAGACAAAAUGUUUAAAGGAUGAUGGAAAUCUUGUGAGCAUAAUUUCGGACCAAGAACAGUCAUAUAUUGCAGGCAUAUUACAAGGAAUUUCAAUGCUCCCUGAAGCUAUGUGGAUAGGUGCAAGUGACAUAGACUUUGAAGCAGGCUGGAAAUGGAUAGAUGGGCAACCGUUUGCCUAUCUGAACUGGGCUAGAGGCGAACCUAACUAUUAUGAAGUAGUUGAUACUAGUGCUGGUACAGUAGAAGGCGAAGAUUGUGCGGCCAUUGUUACUGCGGAUAAACAGCUGUUUGGACAGUGGAAGGAUCUCCCCUGUUCCGGAAAAAGAGGACACAUUUGCAAGAGGAAAGUUAAUAGAAAGGUAACAGCACCAUUAAAACCUGUACCUGAUAUUGAAGAUACUGAAAUAGUAGACAUUUACCAAAAGCCAGAAGCAUAUAUUCCUGAUUUCAAGUCACACGACCUUUACGAAAUGGGAGUAAGACCUAUAGAUACAUUUAGGUUUUCUGUGAAGACAAAACAUGAUGCUCAUAUACUGCUGCAGAAUAAGAAAACAGACUUUACCGACGAUGUUUACUUGGUGAUCAUUGGUGGAUGGGGUGGGACUAAAUCAACAAUAAGCCGUGCUAGUGAUAUUAUCUAUUACGAACAAACGGGAUUGUUGUCGCAAUAUGAAUAUAGGUGGUUUUGGAUAUCAUGGAACGAAACUACAAUCGCAGUUGGAAAGUCGGACCAAGUCGGAAAUGAUGUGUUUCUAACAUAUAGUGGCGAAAUUGAUGACAUAAAUUACGUGUCCGUAGGCACAGCACAGUAUACAGAUGCUUACUGGAAGAUCCCAAAAGGUGAUAAGUAUUACGGAUGUUCAGGCGCUGGCUGGUUGGGAUAUAGAGAUGCGUGUUUUCUUGUUGUUGAAGAGAAAAAAGACUGGAAUGAAGCAAAUAGUUACUGUCAUAAAGAAGGCGCAGAACUCGCUAGUAUUGCAGAUGAACAGGAACAAAGAUUUCUAUUCAGUCAACUCCCUCAAGAUAGCUAUUGCUUUAAUUCCUUGCAAAAUGAUACAAAGUGUAACAUUUUGGCUGAACGCGGGGAAUGUGAAAGAAACCCUGUCUGGAUGGCUACACACUGUCACCUCGCCUGCAAACAUUGCAUGCACAACUGCAGAGACAAAUAUCACAGUAGCCCUAAGUGUUUAGAAUGGACCAGACUCGGUGAAUGUGAUAAAAACCCAAAGUGGAUGAUACAAAACUGUGCAAUGUCAUGUGGAGUGUGCCAAGGAGCUCCAACACGUGGUUACUGGAUAGGUUUGCAAAGUAGUGGAAUGGAUCAAAGUUAUAGAUGGUCAGACCGCAGUAAUGUGAGGUUUACUAACUGGAACAGUCACCAACCUCUCUGGUUUAACCUGAGACCUCGCAGCUGCGUAGCGAUGUAUAUACAAAAUGGAAAAUGGAAUGAUGGCGAGUGCUCGGAUCCCCUUUCCGGUUUUAUAUGUAAACAAGCAAAGAUGGUAUUACCAAUAACAACUCAACCGCCUUUCGAAAUAGGAUGCUCAAUGGAGAAUGGAUACGGAUAUGGAGCUUAUUGCUAUGUGUAUGUAAAAGAGCAGAAAAGUUGGUCUGACGCACAGAAAAACUGUAAUUCGCUGGGCGGAUACUUAGCUUAUAUUGGAGACGCAUACAUCCAGGCUUUUGUAGCAAGUGAGUUACAGAAUCUUUUACAAGACUACUGGAUAGGGUUGUACGUUACCAAAGGCUACUGGACCUGGGACGGAAGGCUAAAGGCAAAAUUAACAAUGACACAUUUUGAUAAAAAUGUUACUGUUGCUGAAGUUAGAGAUGGCUGCUUUGCAAUGUCAACCAAUAAACCAGUUGGAUUAUGGAAGUUGUACCCGGAUUGUUCUGUCACGUUACCUUCGAUUUGUCAGGUACCAAGAGAGGGAUUCACUACCACGUCACCCACAACAACCUUGUCAUCUACAACCCCUCUUCCUUCAUGCGCGGACACAUGGCAACCCUACGGACAAUAUUGUUAUAAGAUAUCUGAUAAAGCGCAACAGUGGCAUGUUGCUCAGAAAUUAUGUAUACAUUACGGGAGUUCAUUGGUCAGCAUUCAUGACAACUUGGAAAACACUGCUGUCGCCGAAAUGGCAGGGCAACAAGACCCAUUCUGGAUAGGACUACACGACACUGAGGUUGAGGGAGUCUUCAUUUGGGAUGACGGAUCACCUAACGAUUUUGAUGUUUGGAAUACUAAUGAACCAAACAAUGCAAACAAUGGCGAGGAUUGUGCCGAGAUUCUGACGGUGAAUAAACUCUGGAACGACGCUAAUUGCUUCAAAGCUAAGCGUUAUAUUUGUAAAAUACCAAGAGGAAAAGCUGUAAAUGAAGAACUUCCUACAAUUGAUUCCUUCCCAGCAUGCAAUGAAAACAGUCCAGAUGAUGGAUGGGUAACAUUCGGUGAAAACUGUUACUUUCUUGGCAAAGAAGAAUUACUUACUUGGCACGCUGCCAAAAUGUAUUGCAGUAACAAAGGGAGUACACUUGCAAGUGUUCACUCUGAAGAAGAGCAGCGCUUUUUGUCUGGUCUGAAUUCGAAGACAGAAUAUGUAUCUUGGAUUGGAUUUAACGACCUUGAUCUUGACAAUAGAUUUAGUUGGAGUGACGGGUCAGUCGUAGACUAUACAGCCUGGGCUAGCGGACAGCCUAAUGACAUAUGGGGCGGUGAGAAGUGUGUCCCUAUUCACAAUGACGGAACAUGGCAUGAUUAUCCAUGUAAUGACCGAAAACCUUUCAUUUGCAAGAAAAGAAAAGUUGGUUACACCAUGACAACUAUUGCACGAACAACAAAAAGUAUGGAAGGAGGCUGUCCAUCGGGAUUCAAUUAUACUUUUGGAAACAAAUGCUACUUAUUCAGCGUUGAUGGCGACACAACGUUCUGGGGCGAUGCUAAGGACAGAUGUGAAAUCCUGGGAGGGCACAUCAUAAGUAUACAUAGUGAGCAGGAAAAAGAUUUUAUAGCGUUGAACGUAUAUGGAAUAUCCCAUGGUAUGUGGUUAGGGAUGCAAGAUCUCAAUGAUGACAGACGAUUUGAUUGGUCAGAUAACUCUCCGCUUGAUUAUUCCAACUGGGCUCCAAAUGAACCUUCUAGUAACGUGCAUGACACCUUUGAAAAGGAGUCGUGUGUAGAAAUGUGGGCUGACGAAAAUAAUCUUGGAUUCUGGAACGAUGUGAAAUGUUAUGCCUCCAAAGGUUACAUAUGUUCAGCGUUUAAAGGGUCGUCACUACCAGUUCUAGAGAGUCAGUGCCCGGAAGGAUACAUGUUUUUGAGGAAGUCUUGCUAUAAGGUUUUAUCCACGAAACAGUCUUGGAAUCAAAGUUUAGAGUCGUGUUCAAACGAAGGUGGCCACAUGAUAUCUAUUGUUGAAGUGCCGGACGGUUUGAUCAUCAAAGUACUUCUUGCUAUAAGCGGCCAGGACGAAGUAUGGAUAGGAGGCCAAUCACUCGAAGGUAACGUGCAAUGGAACGAUGGAUCAAAUUCUCCCGUUACCGUCCCACAUACUGUACGAUCAGGAUGUCUUUACAGCUCCGGAGCGUCUUGGUCAAGCGCCCCAUGCAGGGAUAACCGUGCGUCUGUCUGCGUCAUAAACACAGAGCUGGGCACUGUCUCAUCAACUACUUCUUCAACUGUCAAAUCUACUCUCAGUUCAACGGUUGCAACAACACACACGUUCACCUGUCGCAACAGUUCCUGGCUUCUCUACAAUGGCUUUUGCUACACUACUGUUUUUGAUCUGAAAACAUUCCCAAAUACAAAGUGUUCAAAGUAUGGGAUGGAUCUGGCCAGUAUAAAUAGUGCAGAAGAAAAUCAUAAGAUUAUAAGAUGGAUUUUAAAAAAUCGACGGUCUAACUCUCUCUAUAUGUAUCCUUAUUUUUGGAUUGGUCUGUCCUUACAAACAGGCAACCUACCUGCUGAUAGAUGGACAGAUGGGAGUAGCCUUGUAUUUUCAAACAUAGACAGAGACAAAGGUGGAAGUAAACAAGGUUGCGUUAUCUUGAAGCUUUUCACGGGCCAGUGGCAAGUGGUGUCAUGUACAGAUAAACAUUUCUAUGUCUGCAAAGGACCUGCAGACGUUCUUACGACACUCACCCCGCCAAGUACAACAUUUACGAAUGUUGGUAACAAAACCAAAAAUUUUACAUCGACAACAAGAAAAGUUCAACUCCCGCAAUUUGCCGAUAGUGAAAAACUGGCAAAAGAAGAAACUGGUCUGAGCGGAGGACAGGUUGCUGGUGUUGUUAUAGGUGUGCUAGGCCUCCUGGUUAUCAUUGGUGUGGUGGUAUAUAUCCUUAGGUCUUGGACAUAUAAAAGACCUGAAAACACUUUUGAAGCACCCUCACUGGGAUUUGACAAUGCAUUAUUUCAUAAAGAUCAAGAUUCCGUUGAUAUCAAUUAAACAGUGUUUGGCAAAAUGUCAACAAGUUGGAUUAGAAAUGAAUGUACAGUAGUUUAAUGAAACAUUUAGGACAUUGUAUGCAAAUCAAAUAAAGUUAGCUAGAUAUGAGAUAUUAGGAUUUUCUCCUAAUUUGUAUAGAAUUUACUGUGUACAAUUAUUGUCAAAUUCAGGAUUGUUUUGCGCUUGCACGUUUGGAUCUGGUUUUUGUACAAUGUAGAGUUUUAGUAAACUUUGCUUUCUUUUUUAGUUCAGAAUAUACUUAAAUUUCGGCAAAUAGAAAAAAGGGUCACUGAUCACAUUUUAGCCAGACUGAACGUAAAAUUUGAACGGGCUAGAUUGUAUGUAGUAUGGAUUGUAUGACGUUAUGCCAUGACUUCAUAUUUAUCAAAGCGCACUAUUACGUUAAAAGUAAGUUCGUGUACAUUAAUACAUGUUAAUGCGUUGCACAAACGUUUUAAAAAUGGUACAACACGUUAUAAGACAUUUCUGGUUAAACCUACUCUAAUACGAAACUUCUACGUUUGUGGAUAUUUCAAUAUUUUUUUAGAAAUAAAAAAACCUUUCGACCAAUGUUUCGCGGUUUUCUAAAGCAUAGUGAUUAUACGUUUUGAUAUUUAUGUAUUUGGCUCUUUUGCUAACUACAGAUAUUAGCUUUUAAUGAUACAAUGCUAUUGACUAUUGUAUGUCUCAAAUAAUUAUGUAUAUAUUUAACAUUAAAUCGUAAACUAGCGGCCAUGAUGGAGGCUGUACAUUACAUAAGUUAUCAAAAAUUUUGAUUGUUGUGUUAUAUACUUCCAGUGGAUAUACCCAUUUAUUUCAUUGUCAUUCAGUUAAGACUUACUAUACACAUGUAAUUAUGUGAAACUUUACCUAAAAUAUGUAUUUUCACGUUUCUUGUACGGAACAAGAAGAUAAAUCCCGAUCUGAUAACUUUAAAGUUAAACUGGAAGUGGCUUUUUGAAGAGGGUACCUGUCCGGAGAUGAAGAGUUUUGUUUUCUCAGUUAUCAACAUUUUGCUAUCUUCAUACGCAAUUCUUGUUGUCAUGUCCGUUCGAAAUGAACUAUUGGCGUAGGACGUGUUAUUUGUGAAACAAAUAAAGAGAUAUACCAAAUCUGUA
This is a messenger RNA of Mercenaria mercenaria, 12249 nucleotides long. RefSeq lists its product as uncharacterized. NCBI's taxonomy places the organism in Eukaryota, Metazoa, Mollusca, Bivalvia, Venerida, Veneridae. Bases 275 to 11131 code for a protein of 3618 amino acids. Gene Ontology annotation, molecular function: signaling receptor activity. The transcript is spliced from 78 exons. The record is from RefSeq and is a predicted model, not a curated record.